This is a messenger RNA of Notodromas monacha, 1141 nucleotides long. NCBI's taxonomy places the organism in Eukaryota, Metazoa, Arthropoda, Ostracoda, Podocopida, Cyprididae. The record is from the annotation of a GenBank genome assembly.
UUUUUCCCAUUUUAUUUGCAGAAAAAUUUGUCAUCACAAUAUUGUGUUGAAAGGAUUUUUUUUACAAAAGUAGAAGCAAAAUGAGUUCUUGUUGUUAUUGCUGCUGCUGGGCAUCAUCAUCAUCAGCAUUGAGUGCAUUAUUGCUAUUGCUGGUGAUUAUGAUUAUUGGUGGUGCUGCUGAUGGAAUCAGUGUUGUUGUUGGUGAUGAUGAUGAUGGAAGGGGUUUAAGUUCCAAUAUGGAGCAAUACCUUCUCUGUCCUCACUUAUUGUCUGUCAAGUAUGGCAACUCUUCUGGAAAAGACCAGCCUGAAGAUGCAAGUGCUGCAGCAGCAGCAUCAUCAACUUUGCCAUCCUGUUUCUUCCGUGGCAUAUGGCUCCUCAGGGUACACAGCACUGAAGCCUCAAACAGUGACAAUAACAUCCAUCAGUACUUGUUAGCUGGGUCAAAGCACUGCCAAGCCAGGAUUCAACACCACAAAAAGGUGAAAGAGGCCACUGCAAAAAGAUUUGGCUCAGUCAAAGAUUGGAUGACCAACAGCAGGAUGAUUGUCUUGUUUCCUGAGAAAAAUUUCCAAGGAACAGGACUGGAAUUGAGACUGGAAAAGAACAAUUCCUUCAGUGCGGAAAUGGUUGCCAGAAAGGGUGACUUUUACCCAAAGUCUUCCAUCAUCAUCAACUCCAACUGGAACAUUGAGAAUGUGGAUGGUGACAUGUUUUGCCUGUUGGGAGAAGGGGAAUUAUCACUACUACCAGACUGGGCAUCUGAAGAAUACAAACCUGGCCCAAAUGUCAGCUUUCCCGCCAUUUUCCCAGGCUGUUACAGAAGGCCACUUGCUGUCAACAUGGAACCAGAAGAGGAACCCUGGAGGGGAGUUCAUUUCUGUCAUGUGCUUCAACUCACUUGAUGCCAGUUUGUUCCUCAACCAAAAACAAACAAAAACAAUGAUCCAAAUAAACACAUCAUUCCUUGCUUCAAAUACUUUGCAAGACUAUCAUAUUUACUCAAGUACCACACACACAUUUUCUCCACCUCAAAAUUGAAAAGAAAAAAGGGGAUGCGCAUCAAAGGCAGUCACUGAUGCUGUGCAAAUGAAACUUAAAUGGAAAAUUUCAACUGCAGUGUUUGCACGAAAGAUAUGCA